GUGAGUCGGACCUUUCCCACCUCCAUUGAACAGAGAAGCAGAGAUUCCUCCUCAUCCUUUGGCUACAGAACGUGUUUAGUCUGCUCAGUGCGAUUUCUAUCAGCUCCUCAUUAAUGGGAGGUCCAUGAGGUUCAAUCUCACAUGGGUCUCCUGGAAACAUCUGACAAGCAGUCUAUACACCUGGUAGAGAAUGAAAUCCAAGCGAGGAUCGACCAAAUCUUCAGCAACCUGGAGCGCCUGGAAAUACUGUGCAGUAAGGAGCCCCCAAGCAAGCGACAGAAUGCCAAGCUACGAGUCGAUCAGCUGAAAUACGACGUGCAGCAUCUACAGACUGCGCUGAGAAACUUCCAGCAUCGUCGCUAUGUCAGAGAUCAGCAGGAUCGGGAGCGAGAGGAGCUGCUCACCCGCAGUUACACCACCAAUGAUUCAGAGACCACCAUACACAUGGAUGAGACCCUUCAGUUUAAUUCCUCCAUCCGUAAUGCUCACCAAGGCAUAGAUGAUCUACUGGGGAGCGGGAGCUCUGUACUGGAAGGGCUGAGGGACCAAAGGAAGACUUUAAAGGGGACCCAUAAGAAAAUCCUUGAUGUGGCCAACAUGCUGGGGCUCUCUAACACAGUCAUGCGCUUGAUCGAGAAGAGAGCUUUCCAAGACAAGGCGAUUAUGAUUGGUGGGAUGCUGCUGACCUGCGUCUUCAUGAUCCUCGUGAUCAAGUACCUGACAUGAAAGCGAUGACUUUCUUACAAAUACUGUCCCGGUUCCUCUCUCUUUCCGCUGCCACCCAUUCAGCUGUGAAGAACUAAUACUGCCACGGCAGCUGCAGAGGGUUUGGAGGGCCACAAGGAGUUAAAAAAAAAAAAAGUAAGACUUCUGCAAUGAACAUUAACUGAGUCACCAACUGUUCCUCGUUGUAUCUAACUGCCAGCUCCCAGUGCCCACAACUCAUUAAAAUCCAUGUGCGUUGAAGCACAGUGACUGCCGCUAAGUGGACGGGUCAUGUUUUGGUGCAGAGGGGUGGGAUGGAGUUAAAGGAACAGUUCAGUGUAAAAAUAAAACUGGGUAAAAAGAUAGGCUGUGCAAAAUAAAAAAAA
This is a messenger RNA of Xenopus laevis (African clawed frog), 1091 nucleotides long. It is a transcript of the gene gosr2.L, whose product is annotated as golgi SNAP receptor complex member 2 L homeolog. Lineage: Eukaryota; Metazoa; Chordata; Amphibia; Anura; Pipidae. Gene Ontology annotation, biological process: vesicle-mediated transport; intra-Golgi vesicle-mediated transport; vesicle fusion. Gene Ontology annotation, molecular function: SNARE binding; SNAP receptor activity. Gene Ontology annotation, cellular component: endoplasmic reticulum membrane; endomembrane system; Golgi apparatus. The record is from RefSeq and is marked provisional.